This is a messenger RNA of Phaedon cochleariae (mustard beetle), 528 nucleotides long. Lineage: Eukaryota; Metazoa; Arthropoda; Insecta; Coleoptera; Chrysomelidae. The record is from the annotation of a GenBank genome assembly.
AUGUAUGACAAUUUUGAUGCCAACUAUCAGGCCACGAUAGGAAUAGACUUCCUGUCCAAAACAGUGUAUUUGGAAGAUAAAGCUAUAAGACUGCAAUUGUGGGAUACUGCAGGACAGGAACGCUUCAGAACUCUAAUACCAUCAUACAUCCGAGACUCUGCAGUUGCUGUUGUUGUUUAUGAUAUUACAAACUUCACUUCCUUUGAACAAACCACAAAGUGGAUAAAGGAUGUGAGGAAAGAACGAGGAGAUGAUGUCAUAAUUAUGUUAGUAGGCAAUAAAGUAGACCUCGAGAAUUUGAGAGAGGUACCAAAUGGAGUUGCUGAACAACAAGCAAAAAAUUUAGGAAUUUUGUUCAUUGAAACUAGUGCAAAAGUUGGAUACAAUAUAAAACUCUUAUUCAGAAGAAUUGGAGAAGCUUUACCAGAUACUGAUUCAGUUAUUUUAGGCAUUGAUGAUGCACAAGAGAUUAAGUUGGAAAAGUCACCAACAGAUAGUGUUAUGAAUAAUACACACUGUUUCUGUUAA